Messenger RNA from Pomacea canaliculata, 3650 nucleotides. Its product is annotated as rabphilin-3A-like. Bases 562 to 2499 code for a protein of 645 amino acids. The transcript has 18 exons. The record is from RefSeq and is a predicted model, not a curated record. Gene Ontology annotation, biological process: intracellular protein transport. Gene Ontology annotation, cellular component: membrane. Gene Ontology annotation, molecular function: small GTPase binding. NCBI's taxonomy places the organism in Eukaryota, Metazoa, Mollusca, Gastropoda, Architaenioglossa, Ampullariidae.
UACUAGCCUCCCUUUGAAAGGGUAUACUGGGAAGAAGCAAGCAGUUCGAAGACUGCAUUAGCUGACGGAUGUCAACAUUAUGCAGCCGUUUUCUUGUUAGUUUGACAGUUUAUCUCUUACAGUGUUAGUGUUUCAGAAGAAUGGAUUGGAUAAAUAAGAUUUCUGUGCUGAACAUCAAAGAAGAAGGCCAUGACAAGACUAGGUUGUAGAGCUGAACGAUCAGCCAUCAGGGUCCAGCUGAAUGACUAUAUCUUUGCCCUGAAUUUGUGUCAUUGGACCCUGCUGCCAUUGCCUGUUUACUCCUUGAUGACUUGAAUUCACAUUCAACUUGUAACAGCAAAGAGUUGUAACUGUACAGUACACUCCUUUGUUUUUGUGUCUCACCGCACAUUUUGCUGUUCUGUUGUCUUUUCCAGUAAAGCAUUAGAAAUAGACUAACAGACAACUGACCGUAUUCUGUAAGAGAUGUUUCAAAAAGAAACUGCACAUAAUUAGAUAGGUGGACCAGUGGACUCAGAGACCACAAGCACUUAAUAACUAUUUGCUAGGAAAGGUAUAAUUAUGGGUGAAUUUGGCAGCAGCGGGAGUUUGGAUCGUUGGGUGUGUCCCAACGACCGACAACUUGCUCUCAGAGCCAAGUUAGGGACAGGAUGGUCAGUGCACACAAACCGCCUGGCAUCUUUUCAGAGAGGUGAAAAUCUGAGUUUGGAGGAACAGGAGCAGAUAAUGCGUGUUAUUAAUAGAGCCGAGUACAUUGAUCACGUUGAACAAGAGAGAAUAGGGCGUUUAGUGGAGAAACUUGAUAACAUGAAGAAGAAUGCAAUUGGAAAUGGUUCAACUCAGUGCAUCCUUUGUGGAGAUGAGUUUGGCCUCUUGGGCGCUUCUCCCACUUACUGUGAUGACUGCAAGAAGGCAGUCUGCUCCAAAUGUGGUGUGGACACUUUUAGUAGUGCCAGGCAGCCACUCUGGCUUUGUAAAAUUUGUGCUGAGACUCGUGAGGUCUGGAAAAGAUCAGGUGCAUGGUUCUUUAAAGGUCUGCCAAAGUACACCCUGCCAGAAAAAAAGCUGGAAGGUGGGAAACAUUCGACCAGAAUGAAGCCUCAGUUGCGGGGUUCUGUAAGAGGUCGACCAGGAAGCAUUCGUGACUCAAACUACACUUGGCACAGAGCCCGAGGCAGUUCCAGCACUGGUACAGCCAGUUAUGGAGAAAGCAGCGAACAAGAAUCAUCUGACAGCUCUGAGGAUGAAAUAAGCAUCUCCAGGCACAAGUCUCGCAAGAACCAUGAGUCAGAGAGUGACAACAUUAGCAUUGGCAGUGCACGUAGCUCACACUAUGACCAUUAUACACGGACUGAACGCAAGGCAAGCGUGACAAGCACCAGCUAUGGAGGUGGUCACGUCAGUGCAACAGAAAGCAGCCGGGGAGAUGAUUUGCAUGAUGAGACAGACUCAGAGAGAUCAAGUACUUAUCAAUUUAGCCGAGAUGGGUCUCACAUGUCACAAGAGCAUUUCACUCCUGCUGUCGGUGAGGAGCAUGCAGAAGAUAUUGACAGAGCUGUCAACCGUUAUGUCAAAUCUACAAAACCAGCUAAUGAUGAAUGUGAUGAAGCCCAGGUAUCUUCUCCUGAGAGUGAUGGCACAUCAUUGGGUUCUUUGGAGUUCUCGUUGCUGUAUGAUUCAGCCAACAAUGCCCUUCACUGUACCAUAGCACGAGCAAAAAACCUGAAAGCUAUGGACUCUAAUGGACUUUCAGAUCCAUAUGUAAAGCUGCAUCUGCUACCUGGAGCUAACAAGUCAACAAAGUUAAGGACCAAAACAAUCCACAAAACCUUGAAUCCAGAGUGGAAUGAGUCCCUCACCUAUUAUGGCAUCACAGAAGAUGACGUGCUCAAGAAAACACUGAGAUUGUCUGUGUUAGAUGAAGAUGCAUUUGGUUUUGACUUCAUUGGAGAAACUAGAGUACCCCUGAAGAGGCUUAAGCCCCAUCAGACCAAGCACUUCAAUGUACAUCUCGAAAAACAACUUCCUCUUGAGAAAGAUGAUGAUCUAAUUGCAAUAAGAGGCAAGAUUCUGUUGUCACUAAAGUAUGCAACUGCCAAGCAGAGCUUGCUGGUGCGCAUAAUUCGAUGUGCUGAACUUGCCGCCAUGGACAGCAAUGGCUAUUCAGACCCUUAUGUCAAAGUUUACUUGAAGCCUGACAAGGACAAGAAGUCUAAGUUCAAGACUACUGUGAAGAAGAGGACAUUGAAUCCAGAAUACAAUGAGGAGUUUACAUAUGACAUCAAACACAAUGAGCUGGCGAAAAAGACAUUGGAGAUCACAGUAUGGGACAAGGACAUUGGCAAAGCAAAUGAUUUCAUUGGUGGGGUUCAGCUUGGGAUCAACUCCAAGGGAGAACGUCUGAAACACUGGUUUGAAACCCUCAAGAAUCCUGAUCGAGAGUUUCGUCGCUGGCAUAUUCUUUCAGCUGAACUCACACCUGAGCCUGAUGAAUAUUAAACCAAAGAACAUGCCUGAUACAGUGCAACAGAUUGAGAUUCAUGUUACAUGGAUUAACAUCAGUUAAAAAAAGGUUUUUGCUUGAAACAAAAAUGGUGAAUGCUGUUCUGCAUUGUACAUUCCUUUACAUUAUCAAUCAUUACAACAGUUUCAUCCAGUGUUAUAGUGGCUUAACUCUCGAGCUAUUUGUUUAACAAGAUAGUCUAGAAAAGGCUUGGAAUAAAUGAGGUUUGUUCUAAUUCUGCAUCAUUAAAAUAUACAUUACUGGAGGAUGGUGAAAUAAUGGUGAAAUAAUUUUUUUAAUCAGUGAUGGACAGAAAAUUGUUGCAAAAGCUCAAAAGCCAGUUUAGAAUCCUCUUGGAAACUCACCCCCCCCCCCAUCCCAACACACACAAAGCAUUGACUUGUUUGUUGUCUUGCCAUCUACCCUCCCUCAGCUGUAAGCUUGAUGUUGCUACACUCCAAUCACUGUAACUAAAUCUUUGGAAAAAAACAGACAUCCUCAGACUUGAAGUAAAAUAAUUUUCUUUGUAUCUCUAAUCGCUUACAUCAUAAUACAGUCAAUAUUUUACUGUCUGUAUGUAAGAGAUUAUUUACUUCGGAAUUUGUUGGGGAUUGAUCUGUGAAGAUUUAGAACAGUCUGAUGUAGUUAUAGUGGUCUAAAACACUUUAUUGUUUUAAAAGUGAGAUUUUCUAGAGCAGUAUAUGUAACAUUUGUUCAAAACAUUACUCUGAAAGAAAUGAUUUAUCAGCAGGUGGGGUGUACUAUACUUGUAAUGUUUCCAAGUUUAUACAAAGAAAGGUGUGCCAUCUUUAAUGACCAGAUCAUGAAAUCCAUAUUCUGAAGAAUUUUUGUGUGAAUCACAUUCAGUUUUUCAGCCACAUUCCAAAAGGUAUCUAUAGGCUUAGAAUACUGUAAAGUUGCUGUGUGAACGAAAGAUACUUUGUAACUCUAGAAUUUAUUAGAUGUUGUAACUAGUGCAACCCUGCUGGUGUCCUGGACCAGAUACUUGGAGACUGUGGGAAAAUUGUUGAUUGCAGAGGUUUUGAUCAAAACAUGUAAUGAAACAGAUUGAUAAAGCAUGAAUACCAUUUGGUUUUAUUCAAAAAUUGGGUAAUCAUAGUGGGACAGAGACAGGGAGCAGAAAGAG